Malassezia globosa CBS 7966 is the source of this 882-nucleotide messenger RNA. RefSeq lists its product as uncharacterized. The record is from RefSeq and is a predicted model, not a curated record. Lineage: Eukaryota; Fungi; Basidiomycota; Malasseziomycetes; Malasseziales; Malasseziaceae. Gene Ontology annotation, molecular function: protein binding. The transcript has 5 exons. Bases 1 to 882 code for a protein of 293 amino acids. Gene Ontology annotation, cellular component: Golgi apparatus. Gene Ontology annotation, biological process: Golgi organization.
AUGGGUGCGAACGAGAGCCGUAUUGAGUCGGACGGACUAGCUCCGAAGCAGGGGUAUCAUGUUAUUCGCGUUGCUCAGAGAAGUCCUGCUCAGUAUGCCGGCUUUGAGCCGUUUUUUGACUUUUGUAUUGGUAUUAAUGGGCGCCCGCUUGCGGAUCUUGGCAUUGAAUUCCCGCGCGGUAUUCCUUCCGAUACUAAGCUACCAAAUGCUAAAUGGUCCACUGUCGAAGAGAAUGAAGGCCGCACGAUCAUUAUCAAUACGUGGAACUCCAAACAUCAGGAAUAUCGAGACGUCAGCAUUGUCCCCUCUCGCAGAUGGUCUGACGACCAAUCUCAAAGUGGGGCACAACCAUCUUUACUAGGUCUAACUCUGCGUCUUUGCAACCCGCUCGAGACCGUGAGUCAUGUGUGGCAUGUCCUGGACGUAAUAGAAGGCUCACCUGCUGAUUCGGCAGGGCUCGUACCUUAUGGUGACUAUAUUAUUGGAUGGACAGGUGGCCCACUUCAAAGUGAGGGUGACUUUUUCCAACUUGUGGAACAAUAUGUGAACCAUCAACUCUCUCUCUAUGUCUACAACAGUGACUACGACCAUACGCGCGAGAUCAUGAUUGUGCCCAACCGUGAUUGGGGUGGUGAGGGCCUUCUGGGGUGCGGCAUGGGCUACGGACUAUUACAUCGUAUCCCUCAGCCACGCAAGCAAUGGGAUGAAAUGCCAUCAGAAGCAUCCAAAGGUCACGAUGACGAAUACGUGAAUAACAAUGUUGCAACUAUGCCAACAACUUCCGACGCCGUGUCUGAAGCUUCUAAUUAUUAUGUACCUCAAAAUCCUGAUUCUUACAAAUACGGCGUAACACUCAAUAUGCAUGAAGAAGAGGAAGAAUAA